Molecule: messenger RNA, 876 nt
Organism: Arachis ipaensis
Lineage: Eukaryota; Viridiplantae; Streptophyta; Magnoliopsida; Fabales; Fabaceae
Product: putative LRR receptor-like serine/threonine-protein kinase At3g47570
Biological process (GO): protein phosphorylation
Molecular function (GO): protein binding; protein kinase activity; ATP binding
Source: RefSeq, a predicted model, not a curated record
AUGGUAAGUCUUGAAUUUCUUGACUUAUCAAAAAACACUUUGUCUGGGGUUAUUCCAAAAUCAUUAGAGGCACUUGUCCAUCUAAAAUAUUUCAAUGUGUUUUACAAUAAGUUGACAGAAGAAAUUUUCUACAGGGGACCUUUUGUAAACUUCUCAUCUCAAUUGUUCAUGGAAAAUGGAGAAUUGUGUGGUGCUCAAAGUUUGCAUUUUCCAAAAUGCAAGGCGAAAGAAGGUAGAUCUCAGAAAACAAUUACAUAUAUUAUAAUGGUGUUGAAAUAUAUUUUACCAGUCAUAGUAGCGACCAUUCAGUCCAUUCUUGCUUUGGCAUUCCUAUGCAUCCUAAAAUCUCGAAAGUACAAGCUUCUUAAGAAAUCAGAAAUGGAUCAAUCCAUGGCUUGGUGGAAAAGAAUUUCAUACUAUGAGAUUCAAGAAGCAACAAACAGAUUUAGUGAAAGCAAUUUACUUGGCAUUAGAAGCUUUGGAAAAGUGUUCAAAGGAGUUCUCUCAGGUGGGAUGAAUGUUGCCAUAAAAGUUUUUCACUUGGAAUUUGAAGAAGCAUUUAGGAGUUUCGACGCUAAAUGCGAAAUAUUAUGCAAUGUCCGCCAUCGAAACUUAACUAAAAUCAUUAGCAGUUGCAGCAGCAUGGAUUUCAAGGCAUUGGUUCUGAGCUACAUGUCUAACGGGAGCUUAGAGAAGUGGCUACAUUCAGAACAUCAUGGCUUGAGCAUGAUCCAGAGGUUAAACAUAAUGAUAGAUGUUGCAGAAGCAAUAGAAUAUCCGCAUCAUGGUGGCUCUGUACCAAUUGUGCAUUGUGAUUUAAAACCAAGCAAUAUAUUGCUAGAUGAAUAUAUGGUUGACCAUGUUGCAACGCCCUAA